This is a messenger RNA of Stegodyphus dumicola, 3052 nucleotides long. RefSeq lists its product as uncharacterized. Gene Ontology annotation, molecular function: protein-containing complex binding; intracellularly cyclic nucleotide-activated monoatomic cation channel activity. Gene Ontology annotation, cellular component: membrane. The record is from RefSeq and is a predicted model, not a curated record. Gene Ontology annotation, biological process: transmembrane transport; monoatomic ion transport. Lineage: Eukaryota; Metazoa; Arthropoda; Arachnida; Araneae; Eresidae.
GAGGAUGCAUUUAAAAGGAGAAGAUGGGUCAAGUGGGGUUAAAGUCCUAACAGGUCGUUUGGCAAGCUUCCGAUCCAAGCCAGGGCGACUUAUUGGUGAAUCAACAUCGAUAUCCACUGAGAGCAGUGCAGACUCAGCCACACCUCUGAACAAAGGUUUGCCUUUAUUGCAAAGAGUGCGGAUGCUAGGGGAGCAAGAAAGAAGAGCAGCAGCAACUCAAGGGGCAGCUCCAACCUCCCCCCAAAAUGGCGCCAAUGCACCCUCAGAAAUAAUUGGGGAAGGUCUGCCCUUUUUGGAAAGACUUAAACUGCUGCGAGCGAAGGAACAAGCUCAGGCAGCGGCUGCUGGUAACGGAAAACAAACUUCACCAAAAAAUGAUCGAAAUGCUAAACCUGGGCAGUCCACUCUCAAAGUAGAAACUCAACAGAAGCCAUCAUUGUCACCCAAAUCAAAGCAUAACCCAUUCUCAUCAUUGCUCACAUCUGCCAUCCCAGCCGUGUCGACAUCUCCAAAACUCUUACCAAAAGUUCCCUCUCCAAAAAAAGAAACAAUAUCGGAUGGAAAACGUUCUCCUGUGGGUUUAAAAGCUCGAAUCCCGGAGUUCUCAACAGAAUUACCGCUUUUGAAGAAAGUGCUUUUGAUGAAGAUGAUGGAGGACAAGAAAACGGAUGGCUCAAAUAAUGCAACGCAAGCCGAUAUUCAGGGUGCGAACUCCUCUGCUGCUCAAGCUCAAGAAGAUUCUAACGGUCGUGGUAGUGACAAAAAUGGUGCCGACGCUAGUAAUAAAAAUGACAAUGCGACUGCCUCGCAAGACCUAGACCCAGACCGCGUCUACCUGGAGCAGUUCUCGAGAACUCUUGGAUUUCAUAUGUCACAAUUGAGUGAAGACACUCCAAAGCCGCAACCAAGAGCACGACUCAACGCCUUAUCCAACACACCUUCACCAACUAAAGAAAACGUCAAUCCAGUUGACAGCUUGAAAGAACAAGAUACGUCGAACAAGAAAGAAAGUAAAAGAAAAUCACCUCAGCCUCAAUCAAGGAAAGCUCGUCUCAGCAGAAUGAUGGCAGUUCGAGAAGACUCGGACGAGAACUCCACAGCAGACGAUGACGAAGACCCUUUUGUCAAAAGUACAGAAUGCCAGACGGAACAUUUUGAGGCUUUGAGGUCUACUUCAACGUCUCCAGAUUCUGUAAGUGGCAGAGAGGGUAAAAUUCGAAACCCAGAACUGGAAGACGGCAUUCAGGAUUACCUUCUUAAAGUUAUGAAGAAUGUAAAACACGCAAUGAAAGCAUAUGUGAUAGAGCAACAGCAACAACUGCAAAAACGAAUAAUACAGUUAGAGAAGGAUUCGCGAGAGAAAGAUGAACUCAUUAAGAAGCUGCGAAGUCGCCUAGAGCACCAGUCAACUCGCCCAUCAAGCACCUUCGAUGAAGUGUCCAGUUUAGAAGUUUCUUCCUUAUCCAGCUCGGAUGCAGAUGAAAGAGAAAACACAUUCAUCGAGAAUCAACAUGGGCAAGCAGAGGAGGAAGAUGAAGAUGAAGACAGAGACCUAGAUGAUGAGGAAAUACGAAUACUGCAGCAGAAGCUCAGCGUACAGAGGAAGUCAUGGCCUUCAUCAGUAAAUAUUCGUCGAAUGAGACUCCCGUGCACUAGGCAGAGUUAUUCUCUGGAUGACGAACAGCAGAUUAUUGAUAUUUCGAAACCAGAAGAAAUGUGGCGGCUUGAAUUUCCUGCACCUCCAUCUCAGCUCCCUAUUUCACUGAGAGUGUCUCCUCAAGAACCCGUCUUCGAAACUAUUCCAGAAAGACUGAAUGAGGAUUUGCCGCUUGCAAGCGAAGAAGAAGAAGAAAAUGAAGAUAAAAUAGACGAAAAUUUCCCAGAUGAAACGCUGGGGAAAAGCUGCUCUGCAGGAAAUGACUGGGAAGUCCGCAUGCUUGUCCAGCAGUUUGAACAAAAUGUUCGCCAACAAAGUAGGCGGCAUUCAAGUGGAGAAGUUCUCACAUGGGACAGGGUACUAAAUCUAAGAAAAAUUGCAUCACGAGCUGAAAAGAAAUCUCCAGAAAAGGUCCGUUCUCGCACAGGACGUAAAUAUAGUUUGAUUGAAGAGGGUUCUUUACGACAAUGGGCCGCCUCUGGAUCAUCAUCCGGUAUGGCCCAAUCAACUUCGUUCACGAGCUUAAUGGGUCCGGAUAGUCGCCACGGUUCUUCUACAACCGCGAGUGGCCGGACUGUGCCCAAAAGUGCCCGCCGAAAGAGCUGUGGACAGCAUAAGCGCCAAGAACCCCCUUCGGGUCGUAAAAAUAGUCUCCCCAUCCUUCCCCAUUGCAGCUCGAUAGGCAUGUCGCGUUGGUUAAGCAUGGAUGACGCCAAAUCAGAAGGUUGCAGAAGCCAUGAUUCCAGUCUUCAUACAUCCAUGUCAUCCGAAUAUUCCCAGGAAACAGUCAUAGGUGUAGAUUCUAGGUUCUCUUCAGUUGAUGAUGUCCGGCCAUCUGAAGGGGCAACGCUGGGGACGCGAUCACCCUCUUCGCCUAACGUCGUAACCGAUAGAGAACCACAAACAUCCUUUGCCUUUUCGGCAGCUUCAGCUCUGCCUGAAUGGCCUUCCAGCCCUUGUCUUCCAACCAUACGUGAAGACGAACAGUCCAUUGGGGCGGUUGUUGUGCCUUCGGCAUCCUCACCAUGCAGAAGCCUCAGUCAUGAUUGUUUGCCACAGAUGUCUUUAUCGACAUUAGUAGGGCAAUAUCAUAGGUCCGGUGCUUCACUUAAGCGUCAAACAGAAUCCUUCCAUGAACCAAGAACUUUCUCUGCUAUGCCGUACCAAAGAGCCUCCGCUAGUGACAGUAAAGUGUCAGACCUGAGAUCUCGUACUCAGAGUGGCACCAAUGUAUCUUUAGACAGCAAAUUGUUUUCAAACGGUAAGCCUACUACUAGUUCCUCUGGAUCCAGAACUACUUUAAGUAGUUUGGAGCUGGUUAGGAAUAAUCAGUCUCUUUCUCAGAGCAGCGUGGUAAUAGCUAUUCCCGAGUACGAACCACUUUUAAGUCCUUAG